Messenger RNA from Caenorhabditis briggsae, 753 nucleotides. It is a transcript of the gene Cbr-mnm-2, whose product is annotated as Protein CBR-MNM-2. The record is from RefSeq and is a predicted model, not a curated record. The transcript is spliced from 6 exons. Gene Ontology annotation, cellular component: nucleus. Lineage: Eukaryota; Metazoa; Nematoda; Chromadorea; Rhabditida; Rhabditidae. The coding region runs from base 1 to 753 and encodes 250 amino acids.
AUGUCGAUUGAAACAAGCCAAUCUUGUUUUCUGAUUGAUUCACUGCUCAUGAAAAAACCAAAAGAAGAGUUGGAAACUGAGGAAGAAGAUGAAGAAGAAGAGGAGGAAGAAGAAGAUAUAUCAUCUUCUGAAGUUACCAGUGAGAACGAUAUGGAAACUGAACCAGCUACAAGCGCUGUACCAAUGAUUUUCCCCCCAAAACCGGAUUUAGCAGCUCUUCACAAAAUUUUCAGCACUAUUGACUUUAGCAAACUGGCAGCAAUCAAAAAGAAUGGGCAUCCUCCGAUGAUGAUGCGCCCAGAUUGCUUCCUGCCGUUUGAGCUACAAAAACAACUACAUCUCGUGCAGCAAACUCUUCAGUUGAAUGCCCUUCAAAAUCUGGGGCACGCCUUGCCCCUUCCAUUUGUAUCUCCAUUGCUCAAAAAUGUUGCACCACUCCCAAAGAGGGUUCAUAACAAACGAAACUCAUAUGUGGAUCAAUCAUUGAAAGGAAAUUUGAAAAAGUAUCGAUGCGAUGUGUGCGACAAGACGUUCAGCCGAAGUAACACUCUGAUCACUCACAAACGAAUCCACACCGGGGAGAAACCAUUCAAAUGCGAGCACUGUGGAAGGGCUUUCCGUCAACCCGGAAACUUGACACGUCAUCGACUGACACAUACUACGGUGAAACCGUACGUUUGCGGACUCUGUGACAAAGCAUUCAAUCGCGCUUCCAACCUUCACACCCACAUGAGAACCCAUUCUAAUCUCUAA